Molecule: messenger RNA, 1176 nt
Organism: Gryllus bimaculatus (two-spotted cricket)
Lineage: Eukaryota; Metazoa; Arthropoda; Insecta; Orthoptera; Gryllidae
Source: the annotation of a GenBank genome assembly
CCGGCACCUCACCUCCCUCUUGAGGGGGCGGGGCACUGCCUCACGUGGCCGGCCGCGUUUGCGCAGGAGCGCCUGCUGCUGUCUGUGCUGCCGCGCCACGUCGCCAUGGAGAUGAAGGCGGACAUCGCGGGCAAGCCCAAGGACACCAUGUUCCACAAGAUCUACAUCCAGCGCCACGAGAAUGUCAGCAUCCUGUUCGCCGACAUCUGCGGCUUCACCAGCCUGUCGGACCAGUGCACGGCGGAGGAGCUGGUGCGACUGCUCAACGAGCUGUUCGCGCGCUUCGACCGCCUGGCGGCCGAGCACCACUGCCUGCGCAUCAAGCUGCUCGGCGACUGCUACUACUGCGUCUCCGGCCUGCCCGAGCCGCGCCCCGACCACGCCCACUGCUGCGUCGAGAUGGGGCUCGACAUGAUCGACGCCAUCGCGCUGGUGCGCAACGUGAUGGGCGUGAACGUGAACAUGCGCGUGGGCAUCCACACGGGCCGCGUGCACUGCGGCGUGCUGGGGCUGCGCAAGUGGCAGUUCGACGUGUGGUCCAACGACGUGACGCUCGCCAACCACAUGGAGUCCGGGGGAAUCCCCGGCCGCGUGCACGUGGAGGAGGGGCGGGGCGGCGAGCGCAAAUCCUACCUGCCGCGACACAACAUCGAGACGUUCCUCAUCGUCCGGGGGACGCGGCGUUCGGCGGGGGCGGGCGGCGGCGGCAGCGCGCGGCGCCCGGCCCCGGGCGCCAUGAACGGCAGCGUGUCCCAAGACUGCGGCAUGAUGGGCCACACCGCCGCCGCCGUCACCACCGGCACCAACAGCUCCAAGCGCGGGCUGAGCGAGGCGGCGGAGGACCGCGACCCGGAGGACGAGGUGAACGAGUACCUCAAGAGGGCCAUCGACGCGCGCAGCAUCGACCGCCUGCGCGCGCAGCACUGCCGCCGCCUGCUGCUCACCUUCCGGAAGGCCGAGGUCGAGGCCAAGUACUCAAAUGAGAGAGAUCGCAUGCUGGCCACGUACUUUUUCUGUUCGAUGGUGAUCUACGCAUCUGUAGCAGCUGUGCAGCUCAUGACAGCUCCAUGGACAGCGUCCCUGUACGCGACGCUGGCGGCGGGCGCCCUCACCGUGAGUCUGGUGAACGCGCUCAUCCGCUCCGAGAACAAGCAGGUGAGCGCUCACCCACGCCGC